Molecule: messenger RNA, 160 nt
Organism: Prorocentrum cordatum
Lineage: Eukaryota; Dinophyceae; Prorocentrales; Prorocentraceae
Source: the annotation of a GenBank genome assembly
GUCGCUGCUGGGGCGCUCCAGGGGGGGUCGUGAACUUCGCGGGUGUGCACGGAUCUGUGAGCUUGGCCAGGCCCACGAUGUCCGUGGAGCUCGUGAAACCCUCGUGGACGAACGGACCUAUGAGCACGACGCGGCCGAGCAUGUCCUGGGCUCCGCAGUG